AUGGAGCCACUCGUCCGAGAGUUCGCAUAUCCCGUGGAAAGUUCGGCCACCGAGGUCAACAACAUUAAUAAAAAAGCCAUUCCGGGGACUGGAUCGAGUGAAACGCUUUUCGGUGGAGAUACCGAAGACCUCACCCAGCUACCCAAAAUGGACAUAGCCGACCUCGAGCAUAUCGACUUCGUACGGCAGUUCAAGUUGGUCCAUAGCUCGCCCACGAAUUUCGGGCUUUCACCCAUCAGUAUUGUCACCAUACCACCUUACAUGAAGGAUCUGUUGGAUGACCAUCAGCUCGCAACGAAUGGCGCACCCACGAACAAGGCUUUGGUGAAAUGCCGCGUUGAAAUCGUCAUCCUGAUAACGUUGGCACACAUCAAACACCACUCGCAUUCUCGCGCAAUGAAGUUGCUGGACGUCCAAUUCGACUGUGAGAUCCACCUUGCCUGGAAAAUCAACAGGAAGAAUUUCAAUCUAUCAGGCACCGUGGACUACUCGCUUUGGGACGGGAAACCCUCUGAAUGUGUGACGAAUACCGUUGUUGUGAAGACCGAGACGACGGCCUGCCUGCAGCGUGGGAUGUAUCAGUGUCUUACUUAUAUGGGGGUGCCUGAUACAUCAAUUUUUGGCAUCGCCACUGAUGGGUUCGAGUGGAUUGUUAUUCGCAUUCGUCCCGAUGGCCAUUAUGCCACUAAGAGUUAUCAGUGGGCAACUGAAUCGGUGGAGAUUGUAUCGAUGUUAUACAUGAUCUUCAACCAUGCUGUCGGAAUCAAAGUCUCAACGAGCCACAAGAAGUGGAAAAGGUUGAUGUCAUCGUCUUCGUCGGACAAGUCUGAUGAAAAGGCGCCCUGGCGCAAGCGCAAGUGA
Penicillium bovifimosum is the source of this 861-nucleotide messenger RNA. RefSeq lists its product as uncharacterized. The coding region runs from base 1 to 861 and encodes 286 amino acids. The record is from RefSeq and is a predicted model, not a curated record. Lineage: Eukaryota; Fungi; Ascomycota; Eurotiomycetes; Eurotiales; Aspergillaceae. The transcript is spliced from 4 exons.